AUGGACAACCUACAGGUUGGUGUAGGUGUACAGAAGAAGAAGAUAUUUGAAUUCCGUCUGAUAGAUGCCUCUCCUCUUCAACUCUGCCGACCUGUCUCGACUGGAGAGUAUCUAAAAACAAAGAGAAUAGAGUACAUCCAGACACUCUAUUCAGACUCACUCUCUGCUGUAAUACUUUUGACCGAUCCUUCACUAUCGUUCAGCUCACAAAGUGAGAAGAACUUUAUUCAAUAUUGUAAUAUGUCCACCGAGUUACACUUUGAUUCUGUCGAGCAACAGAUUUCCAUUCUCAAAGAGUCUGUCGACACCAACCACUUUAAGAAUGGCGAUUUUUUCAUUACCAAGCACUCCAACCUCUCUGAUGUCCAGGUUGUCUUUCAUCUUUUGGCUGACAGCAAAAACCGAACACCAUGGGGCGAAACACCACUUUCAACGUCGUCAGAUGUGGCAAGAGGACUUAGGAACAUAUUGUUGACGGCCUCCAAGUAUGGAAUCGGAUGUUUGACAAUCCCAAUCGCAUUGACAGAAUCAGAGGUGGACAUCAACGUGACAAAUACAGCAUUAGCACUCAGGACUUCUUCUGUGUUAAGUGUUGUAAGGGCAUCUUUGACCAGUUUACACGAGUACACCUCCAUCAAGUGUCUGCAGUUUUCUCUUCCACCAAGCCUGGAUGGAGGUAACACACAGGGACAGGGUCCUGUAGCCACAAAAUGGAGGUCAUCCAUUUCUCCUUUCAUCUACGAAUCUAGU
Messenger RNA from Acytostelium subglobosum LB1, 750 nucleotides. RefSeq lists its product as hypothetical. The transcript is spliced from 4 exons. The record is from RefSeq and is a predicted model, not a curated record. The annotation marks the transcript as partial. Gene Ontology annotation, cellular component: cytoplasm. Lineage: Eukaryota; Evosea; Eumycetozoa; Acytosteliales; Acytosteliaceae.